This is a messenger RNA of Fusarium graminearum PH-1, 1752 nucleotides long. RefSeq lists its product as uncharacterized. Gene Ontology annotation, biological process: proteolysis. The record is from RefSeq and is a predicted model, not a curated record. NCBI's taxonomy places the organism in Eukaryota, Fungi, Ascomycota, Sordariomycetes, Hypocreales, Nectriaceae. The transcript has 3 exons. Bases 1 to 1752 code for a protein of 583 amino acids. Gene Ontology annotation, molecular function: serine-type endopeptidase activity.
AUGGAAUUCUUUGCUGAGUGGCUAAAGCGGAAGGGUGUGGAGCGAAUCCUUACUCUUCAAGUGCAAGAAGACAGUCAAGACCCUCACAGUGAUGAAUCUAUUCAGAUUGUGCUACGCCACUUCACUGUUGAACACCUUGACUGGCAAAAACCUGAUCUCGACCCGUUGAUCAUGUGUGAAAGAGCCGACAUUGGUAACGUUGAUCAAGAUACGUGGAAGCUUGAUAGUGCCAAUACCUUGAUCAAGCCAAGAAAGGACUUGAGACAGUUAACACUGAAGUGGAGUGGUAGCAAUGCUGCGCUCAGAGCAUGGAGCGAGCCUGCGGGCUUACCACAGAUGUUGGAACUCAGAAAGAUUGAUAUUCAUAUCCCGGCCGUUUUAGAGCUGCCGGAUCAUCGUGACUGGAUAAAGCGAAACUUGGAUCUGUUCCAAGUUCGUCUCAACCAGAGCUACAGGACGAACCAUCCACUCAAGAAACCAGACGGCCAAUCGAAAGAGCUGAACCAACCUGACCAUCGCGGUAUCACAGUGAUUGAAAGCUGGGAUGAUAGAAAGUUCGAAAACGCAACAGCCCGCAAAGUCGUGCCCAAGUCGACGGGUAUGCCUGAUGCCGCCGACGAGCAUGAGUGGAUCAACCAGAUGGAGAAGUUCUCAAGACCAAUGAGGGAACUUUGGGAAGAAACCUUGAAAGAAUCCAUCAAUCCUCUGAGUUCAUCUCCAGAGGAAGCAAGACUUCUUUCCAACGCUGAUAGUAAGAUCCUGUCUACCCUUCGAAAGGAUGUUGUAGUAGCACUCAUCGAUGAUGGAGUCGAUACGCUUGAUCCGGCUUUCUCCAACCAAUUUGUUGAAGGAAAGACGUUUGACUACCAAGGUGAUGAUGGCGUGGGACAGUACUAUGUCUCAGCGAACGGUCAUGGGACGGACAUGGCCAGGAUGAUCUUAAAGGUCUGUCCCAUGGCGAAGAUCUACUCGAUCAAGUUAAAGACACAGCCCAGCAAAGGCGGACAACAUUUGACUAUUGACGAAUCAUCAAUUUCCCCUGCAAUUGAAGCUGCAUUGGAGAAGAACGCAGAUGUCAUCUCAAUGUCGUGGACAAUUCCUAUCCCCGUGACAGGGAGUGACAACCAGAAACGAAUUGACAAUGUGCUAAAGUUGGCAUGUUCGAAAGACGUCCUCAUGUUUUGCUCCUCACCAGACCAAAGAACUCAGACCAAGCAUUAUCCUUCUCAUUACAACCGUGAGAAGAUAUUUUUGAUUGGAGCCGCCGACGAUAGCGGCACGGCUUUUAACCAUUCCGGACUAGACAACGACUUUAUCUUCCCUGGAGUCAACGUCAACACGGGCAAUAAUCUCGGCAGAUAUCACUCAAAUGACUCAACAUCACCCGUUCAAAUGGCCACAGGCUCCAGCAUCGCCACUGCUCUAGCAGCUGGGCUAGCAGCCAUGGUGACAUACUGUUUCAAGACAAGUGCACUCGCGGCUGUCACGACGAGAAUCGCUCAAGGAAGGCCCCCUGCUGCGAGCGGCACUGAGCUUAUUAAACCGCAAGACGUAGGCAGGAUCGCGCACCAUGAUGGGUUAAAGAAGGUUUUUGAUAGGAUUGGCACAAUGGACGGUGGAAAGUUCAUUGCGGUUUGGCGCAUAUUCAGACCUGCUACUGAAUGCUUGACUGAUGGGAAGAUGACUUAUGAGCAAAAGGUUACUCAUAUAAUGGAGCUUUGCAGGGAUUUGAUGGACCGCAUGGAUCGAUAA